Messenger RNA from Paramisgurnus dabryanus, 2110 nucleotides. It is a transcript of the gene hmces, whose product is annotated as 5-hydroxymethylcytosine binding, ES cell specific. Gene Ontology annotation, biological process: protein-DNA covalent cross-linking repair. Gene Ontology annotation, molecular function: single-stranded DNA binding. The record is from RefSeq and is a predicted model, not a curated record. Lineage: Eukaryota; Metazoa; Chordata; Actinopteri; Cypriniformes; Cobitidae.
GAGGGCGCUGUUAUAUGUUUACACGUGACGCUACUACUUGAUCAACGGUGAAUCUCAACAACGUUGUUUCUCUGCUCUGUUCAUCUUCAUAACAACAAAAGCUCAGUAGUUUUAGAGCGCGGGAAUGUGUGGGAGAACAGCGUGCACGCUCGCGCCGGAAGAGCUUAGUCGCGCGUCUCGGUAUCGGGACCGGGGAGGAGAGCGACGCCGACCCCGGUGGAAGGAUGGAGACUGUGACAAAUACAGACCGUCGUACAACAAGAGUCCCCAGUCCUUUAGUCCUGUCCUGCUGUCCAACAAACACUUCAACAAGGACGCUCCUGUAGAUGAAUGUGUGCUGGCGGCUAUGCGCUGGGGUCUCGUCCCUGCUUGGUUCAGGGAAAAUGACCCUAGUAAAAUGCAGUACAGCACCUCUAACUGCCGCAGUGAGAGUCUUCUGGAAAAGAAGUCAUAUAAGGAUCCUUUUCUGAAAGGCCAGCGCUGUGUUAUUCUAGCUGAUGGCUUCUACGAAUGGCGGCGACAGGAAAAAGAGAAACAGCCUUUUUUUAUUUAUUUCCCACAAAGCCAAGGAGGACAGGUGCCCAUUCAACAAAGCAUAAAGGAGGAGAAAAGUUCUCAAAGUCUAGAGAGUAAUGAAGAAAGUAGCGAUUGGACAGGGUGGCGUCUACUGACGAUAGCCGGACUCUUUGACUGUUGGACCCCUCCUGGUGGUGGGGAGGCUCUUUACACAUACACAGUUAUUACUGUAGAUGCCUCACCAGAUAUUCAAAGCAUCCACGACAGGAUGCCUGCUGUCCUCGAUGGAGAAGAUGAAGUAAGACGGUGGUUGGACUUUGGAGAAGUAAAAUCUUUGGAAGCCAUGAAGUUACUUCAGCCAAAGUCCUGCCUGACCUUUCACCCAGUCUCGCCAUUGGUCAACAAUUCUCGCAACAACUCACCAGAGUGUCUUCAGCCUGUAGAUCCAACGGUUAAGAAGACCCCUCAGCCAUCAGCCAGUAGUAAAAUGAUGAUGAGCUGGCUUAAGACUGCAUCACCCACCAAAAGAAAGAAUCCUGAUGAAGAUCCUGAAGCUAAAGGACCUGAAGGAAAGCUUGAAUUAGAGGCCAAAAAGCGGUCAGGGCCUCUCCAACAAUGGCUGCUUGGAACAGGUUCCAGUAAGAAACCAAAGACGUUGUAAUAAAACAGAAGUAUUAUUAAAGUGUUCUUUCUAAUGUUUUGUUGGUAUGUUUUUUUUUUCUACCAAUCCAAGAGAUGUUAAAUGGCCAAAGCAAGUUACCAAUGGCUAGUUUAAAGUGAUGUUUUCUAAAGAUAGCCAACAGGAGGCUCUUUAUUAAGACUGGGCAGAAUAAUUAAAUUGAUAGUUUACCCAAAAAUGAAAAUUCUGUCACCAUUUUCUCAUCUUCAUGUUGUUUUAAACCUGUAUGAAUUUCUUUUUUUCUGAUGAACACAAAAUAAGAUAUUUUGAUAAAUGAUGGUAAACACACAGCUGAGUGUAACCAUUGACUUCCAUAGUGCGAUGGAAUUCAAUGGGUACCGUCAACUGUGUGCUUACCAUCGUUUAUUAAAAUGUCUUCAAAUAUCACAAUACUUCCAUAAUAUUUGUUUUCCUACUAUGGAAGGCAAUGGUUACAAUCAGCUGUGUGCUUAGCAUCAUUUAUCAAAAUAUCUUCUUUUGUGUUUAUCAGAAAAAAGAAAUUUAUACACGUUUAAAACAACAUGAAGAUGAGAAAAUGGCAGAAUUUAAUGCCUUUAAGGCCAGAUCUGCACCUUGAUAUGCUUUAAACACAUUUGAUAAAACAAAUUCAGUGUGUGGAUGUUAGUAUGCUUCAUUUUUAUGUAAUACACAUUCACAUUAAGUAUGCAAUUAGAUUCAGCUUGUUCAUUAAGCACAGUUUCAGUUGAUGUUACUUUGCAUGUUCAUCAUAAAUUUCUAUUCAACAUAACCAUUAGACCUAUAGGUGAAUAUAACUUAAAGCAAACAUGCAAAAGACUUAUUUAACAACUUAUUUUAUUUCCAUUAUUACUUUGAAAUACAUUUAUCUUGAACAAUGUAUAUGCUGUGCAUUUUGUUUCAUUACACGUCAUGAAUGAAUAAUUCAGUUUUACCUCA